Molecule: messenger RNA, 402 nt
Organism: Phaethon lepturus (White-tailed tropicbird)
Lineage: Eukaryota; Metazoa; Chordata; Aves; Phaethontiformes; Phaethontidae
Gene: OSTN
Product: osteocrin
Exons: 3
Coding region: 1-402 (133 amino acids)
Biological process (GO): hormone-mediated signaling pathway
Molecular function (GO): signaling receptor binding
Source: RefSeq, a predicted model, not a curated record
AUGCUGCAGUUCCAGCUUGUUGUGGUGCAUUUGGCCCUUGUGAUUGCGGUGCUGCAGUGGCACUCCAGCUCAGCGCUCCUCGUGCAGGCGGCACCACAGCCUUUGGAGCCUUCUGCUGCUCUGGGCAUGGGAGCACAUCCCAUUGCCAGCGAAGAGAAGUCAGCCACCAACCUGGCAGCCAAACUCUUCGUUCUUGAUGAGCUGGUGUCUCUGGAGAAUGAGGUGACUGAGACCAAGAAGAAAAGAAGUUUCCCAGGAUUUGGCUCCCCGAUCGACAGGAUUUCUUCGACCUCUGUGAAUCCUAAAGGCAAACAGAGGAAAGUGGUUGAGCUGCCUAAGAGACGGUUUGGAGUUCCUCUUGACCGGAUUGGAGUGAGCCGUCUCGGCAACACUAAGGGUUAG